GGAAUAUAAUAUAGUUAUCUUACUCUUUCCUCUUUUAUCAACAACCUCUCACACCAGCUUUUACCUUCACCCUCACAGUUAUCUUCAGUUUCUGGGAAUUUAGACACCAAAUCUGUCAUGAGAAGAACAGGAGAAGAGACAGUGGCAUGGAGGUACUUUCACAGAGAUGUUGUGCCUUUUGCUGCAAUGUUUGCUGUUGAGUGUUCCACUGUUGGGUCGAACACACUGUACAAGGCUGCAUCGCUAAGAGGAUUGAACUUCUAUGUCUUUAUCUUUUACUCUUAUGCUGCUUCAACACUUGUGCUUCUUCCACUUGCCCUUAUCUUUGGAAGAUCUAAAAAAUUACCUUCAGCCAAGUCUCCUCUCUUCUUCGAGAUGUUAUUACUUGGGCUUUUCGGGUGCAUGGCGCAGAUGGUUGGUUUUAAAGGUGUAGAACAAAGUUCUCCUACUCUUUCCUCUGCUAUGAGCAAUCUCACGCCAGCUUUCACAUUCACCCUCGCAGUUAUCUUCAGGAUGGAACAAGUAGUGUUAAGGAGCUCUGCGACUCAAGCUAAAAUCAUCGGUGGAGUUCUAUCUAUAUCUGGUGCUCUGGUUGUUGUGUUGUAUAAAGGCCCAAAAGUUCUAUCUGCUGCAUCUUUUACACUUUCAUCAUCUCCUACCAGUUCGCUUCACCAGCACUUGACUUCAUCAGAGUCAAGCUGGAUAGUUGGUGGCCUUUUGCUUGCUUCACAGUUCUUUUUUGUUUCAGUCUGGUAUAUUGUUCAGACUCUGGUCAUGGAGUUAUACCCUGAAGAAAUAACAGUGGUCUUCUUCUACAACUUAUUUGCAACGCUAGUCUCAGCACCUAUAUGUUUUUUGGCGGAAAGGAACUGGACUUCUUGGAUGCUUAAACCGGAUAUUACCCUUGCUGCAAUCGUAUACUCGGGAGUCUUUGCCUCAGUAUUCAGUGUGCUUACACACACAUGGGGUCUGCAUCUGAAGGGUCCUGUCUAUGUAUCCUUGUUUAGGCCACUGUCUAUUGCAAUCGCAGUUGCCAUGGGUGCUAUAUUCCUCAGUGAUGCACUUCACCUCGGGAGUGUCAUUGGAUCAGUGAUAUUGUGUUUUGGAUUCUACACCGUGAUUUGGGGCAAAAAAAGAGAGGAUUCAACCAAAAAUUUAGCUGGUUCUGAGCAUUGUGCACCCUUGCUGCUUACACACACCGUAGAAGAUGAAGGCUCGUCAUUAAGAUAAGAUUGAAACAAGUGAAUGAUGAUAAUAUGCGUAUACUAUUAAUUUGUAAAUGCGGGUGGAGGGUGAUAACUUUGGAAUUAUUGCGUUAUGCUGGUCUCAGAAACAUUUGUUCACAAUGCAAAGUUAUCCAAACAAAUGAGUAUUCUUCAGUUUCGUUUUAUGGAGAAUUUUCAAAUGGAAGUUGGGAAAUUCUUCAGAAGGCAUAUAUGGGCGUUUCUGGUUUGUAGUUUCAUAAUUCGGGAGAAUCUGGUUCAUGUCGCAGAUAGAUGGCUGUAAAGAAGUAUAUAAUAUAGUUCCCCAAAGCUUGCCUCCUCUAUCAGCAACCUCAUACACCAGCUUUUAACUUCAUCCUCAGGCUCUUGGACGAGCUUACGAAUCUGGAUGCUGCUUGUGCGUCAUAUCGGUUUACAGGGAACCAAAACUUUUACAGAACAGUUGAGAUUAUGUCUCAAAUGUAUUGCCCUGACAUAGCUGAAGACAGGCAAGAUUCUGACCACAGACUUUUUGAUCCUGAAGAUUAAUAAAGUCUAGAAAGAGUUUAUUUUUUGUUCUACGUUGUGAUAGUGGGCUAAAAUAAACAAACUACUGUAUGUAGAUUUUGCAUUUAGGCUUUUUGCCAUAAUCUACUGUUAGGCAGUUUUGUGAAAACUUCGAAGCAACUGCAAAUAAGCUUAAAGCGCAGAUAAUUGGGAAAGAAGUUAAAAGGAA
Brassica oleracea var. oleracea is the source of this 1938-nucleotide messenger RNA. RefSeq names its product WAT1-related protein At5g40240-like. Bases 118 to 1230 code for a protein of 370 amino acids. Gene Ontology annotation, cellular component: plasma membrane. Gene Ontology annotation, molecular function: transmembrane transporter activity. The record is from RefSeq and is a predicted model, not a curated record. NCBI's taxonomy places the organism in Eukaryota, Viridiplantae, Streptophyta, Magnoliopsida, Brassicales, Brassicaceae. The transcript has 9 exons.